AUGGCGAUCACGACCAAAGUCACCGACUCCGAAGAGUAUUUGCACUCCACUUUUGCUUCCAGAUAUAUGCGUGCUCCUGUUCCCAGAUUCAAGUUGCCAGAGCGGUCAAUGCCAAAAGAAGCAGCAUACCAAGUAAUAAACGAUGAGUUGAUGUUAGACGGAAAUCCCAGGCUAAACUUGGCAUCCUUUGUGACGACAUGGAUGGAGCCUGAGUGCGACAAGCUUAUGAUGGACUCCAUUAACAAGAACUAUGUUGACAUGGAUGAGUAUCCUGUUACUACUGAGCUUCAGAAUCGGUGUGUAAAUAUGAUUGCCAACUUAUUCCAUGCUCCAGUUGGAGAUGAUGAAGCUGCAGUUGGUGUGGGAACUGUGGGUUCAUCAGAGGCGAUAAUGUUGGCUGGGUUAGCUUUCAAAAGAAAAUGGCAGCACAAGAGAAGAUCACAAUGUCAACCUUUUGAUAAACCCAAUAUUGUCACAGGAGCUAAUGUGCAGGUGUGCUGGGAAAAGUUUGCAAGGUACUUUGAAGUGGAGCUGAAGGAGGUGAAACUGACUGAGGGAUGUUACGUGAUGGACCCAGCGAAAGCAGUGGAGAUGGUUGAUGAGAAUACCAUCUGUGUAGCCACCAUUCUUGGAUCAACCUUGACUGGAGAGUUUGAAGAUGUAAAGCUUCUGAACCAGCUGCUUUCUGAGAAGAAUGACGAAACUGGUUGGGAUAUCCCAAUUCACGUAGAUGCAGCUAGUGGAGGAUUCAUCGCUCCUUUUCUUUACCCAGAUCUCGAGUGGGAUUUCCGGUUGCCGUUGGUCAAAAGCAUCAACGUAAGCGGCCACAAGUAUGGGCUGGUCUACGCCGGAGUUGGUUGGGUUGUUUGGAGAACAAAAGAUGACUUGCCUGACGAUCUUGUUUUUCAUAUCAACUAUCUUGGAGCUGAUCAACCCACUUUUACUCUCAACUUUUCUAAAGGAUCUAAUCAAAUUAUUGCUCAGUACUAUCAAUUCAUUAGACUUGGCUUCGAUGGGUACAAGAACAUAAUACAAAACUGCAUGGAAAAUGCUCGAGUGUUGAGAGAAGGAAUAGAGAAAACGGAGCGAUUUGAGAUUCUAUCAAAGGAUGUAGGGGUUCCACUUGUGGCAUUCAGGCUUCAGGAUAGCAGCAAGCACACGGUGUUUGAGCUUGCAGAGAGCCUACGAAGAUUCGGUUGGAUAAUUCCUGCCUACACAAUGCCAGCAGAUGCGCAACAUGUGGCAGUGCUGCGGGUGGUGAUUAGGGAGGACUUCAGCACAGGGCUCGCAGAGAGACUAAUCAAUCAUCUCAACCAGGUUUUGAAGGAAAUGGAUACCCUCCCUAGCCGCAUGCCUGUGACUCCUAAUCCUAAUCCUCCUAAACAUUCUCAUCAGGACAUUAUCAGGUAUUGGCGCCGUCUUGUGGACCACAAACGAAAUGGUGUGUGCUGA
Carica papaya (papaya) is the source of this 1452-nucleotide messenger RNA. Its product is annotated as glutamate decarboxylase 5. Gene Ontology annotation, cellular component: cytosol. Gene Ontology annotation, biological process: L-glutamate catabolic process. Gene Ontology annotation, molecular function: glutamate decarboxylase activity; pyridoxal phosphate binding. The record is from RefSeq and is a predicted model, not a curated record. NCBI's taxonomy places the organism in Eukaryota, Viridiplantae, Streptophyta, Magnoliopsida, Brassicales, Caricaceae.